Molecule: messenger RNA, 948 nt
Organism: Megalopta genalis
Lineage: Eukaryota; Metazoa; Arthropoda; Insecta; Hymenoptera; Halictidae
Source: RefSeq, a predicted model, not a curated record
UGCCUUUAUCACUUCACGGUCGCACAGUGCCAAGAUAAUCUUUGUAGUUUACGCAGCUCGCAACAUGAAGUCGUUUUUCGCAAUUUGCCUUUUCCUCGUGGCUCUUUGUGCCGUCCAGGCGUACGGCCCAUUGGAUCAGGUAACGCAGCAAAUCCAGAGGGCAAAGAACAAUGUUAACUCGAUCAAGUCCAACUUGAAACGUUUCUCGAACAAUUUGAAAUUCAACACGGAGAACAGAUUAUCCAACAAGAAGAUCGAGCAAAUGCAGCAACUGAACGACAUUGUGAACCCAGCUUUGAAUGACAUUCGCACGAGCGUGGACGCUGCUAAAGGACAAGGAAAGGACAAGGAACAGUGUUACACCGAUGCCAAAGCUACCCUCAGGACUCUCAGCCUGGCAGGAUUUUCAGAUCUCAACAAAUGCGAGCAAAACGGAAAACAGCAACUGCAAGCGCAAUGGAAUAAUCUCGACUCGGCUCAAGCGACUGCAGACAAAUACAUCAGUCAAUUGGACAGUAUCAUGCUGGAGUGUUACUCGUCGAACAUAAUCCAAAUGCAAACUUGUGCCGUUAGCAAACUGGCAACCGUGAACAUGUCGAUCAGGGCAUACGAAAGCACAGUUAACUCGUUGCAAUCUAGUGCGCAAUCGGCUUCGUCCCAAGUCGAGCUGUCCGCGACCUCUUGCUACUGGGGUGCCGUGUCGGUUGUCCGUUCCGGAACUACUGACGUGAGGAUAUCUGCGAAUAAAUGCAUCAACAACUAAAGAAAAUCGCUAAAGAAAACAACGAACUGAAUGAAACGACUGUAUUACAUGUACUGAUUUUUUUUCUUUUUUGCGACGUUGGUUUUGCACUGCCCACUAUUUCACUUCUCGAUUUAUUCGUGUAAAAUCCAUUUAGCACGCAAAUUGUUUCGUCUCCUCGAAUAAUAUACAAUUUUAUACUCCUA